AUGUGCCAAGAGAAUGUGAUCGAGAUCUGGGCGCGGAGACAAAUGGUCCUGGAUGGAAUUAUGGGGAGGGCAGGUGGGUUGCGUCGAGGAUACUGUACGGUAGACACAUCCCCUCAUUCUCAUUUCAUUAUUGAUAACACUGAGGAUGAGAGUGGGCUGAGCUGA
Messenger RNA from Coprinopsis cinerea okayama7#130, 165 nucleotides. RefSeq lists its product as hypothetical. The record is from RefSeq and is a predicted model, not a curated record. NCBI's taxonomy places the organism in Eukaryota, Fungi, Basidiomycota, Agaricomycetes, Agaricales, Psathyrellaceae. The transcript has 2 exons. The coding region runs from base 1 to 165 and encodes 54 amino acids.